AUGCACUCACCUCCUAGAGAACAGCCUGCCAUCAUGCUCUGGAAACUGGUUGAAAAUGUCAAGUAUGAAGAUAUCUAUGAGAUGUUAGUCCACACCUAUUCCGCCAUGGACCGGCAUGAUGGAGUCCCCAGCCACAGCUCCAGAUUGUCCCAGCUGGGCUCUGUCUCCCAGGGACCCUAUUCCAGCGCCCCGCCGUUGUCUCACACCCCGUCCUCGGAUUUCCAGCCGCCUUACUUCCCACCCCCCUACCAGCCUCUUCCUUACCACCAAAGCCAGGACCCGUAUUCCCAUGUCAAUGACCCUUACUCCCUAAACCCCUUGCAUCAACCCCAGCAGCACCCUUGGGGACAAAGGCAGAGGCAAGAGGUGGGAUCAGAAGCCGGCUCACUGCUGCCACAGCCUCGGGCCGCCUUGCCUCAGCUCUCGGGACUGGACCCCAGGCGGGACUACCACUCAGUGAGGCGGCCAGAUGUUCUCCUUCACUCGGCACAUCAUGGCCUGGAUUCCGGCAUGGGAGACAGCCUUUCUCUGCAUGGCAUCGGACACCCAGGAAUGGAGGACGUGCAGUCAGUUGAAGAUGCCAAUAACAGCGGUAUGAACCUAUUGGACCAGUCUGUCAUUAAAAAAGUUCCAGUUCCUCCAAAAUCUGUUACUUCUCUGAUGAUGAAUAAAGAUGGCUUCCUGGGUGGAAUGUCAGUCAAUACCGGAGAGGUGUUUUGCUCAGUACCUGGCCGCUUGUCCUUGCUCAGUUCCACUUCAAAGUAUAAAGUAACCGUGGGAGAAGUUCAAAGACGCCUCUCGCCUCCAGAGUGUCUGAAUGCAUCCCUUCUAGGAGGAGUACUUAGAAGAGCCAAAUCGAAAAAUGGGGGGAGAUCGUUGAGAGAGAGGCUAGAAAAAAUCGGUUUGAAUUUACCAGCCGGCAGGCGUAAGGCCGCAAAUGUCACUUUACUCACCUCCCUGGUGGAAGGUGAAGCUGUUCACUUAGCUCGGGAUUUUGGAUACAUCUGUGAAACGGAGUUUCCAGCCAAAGCUGUUUCCGAGUACCUGAACAGACAGCACACGGACCCCAGCGAUCUCCACUCCAGGAAGAACAUGUUACUGGCUACAAAGCAACUUUGUAAAGAAUUCACGGAUCUCUUGGCCCAGGACAGGACACCCAUUGGCAACAGCAGACCCAGCCCUAUUUUGGAACCAGGCAUUCAGAGCUGCUUGACUCACUUCAGCCUCAUCACCCAUGGCUUUGGGGCCCCAGCCAUCUGUGCUGCCCUCACAGCCCUCCAAAACUACCUGACUGAAGCUCUCAAAGGCAUGGACAAGAUGUUCUUGAACAACAACACUGCUAACAGGCACACAUCUGGGGAAGGACCAGGUAGUAAAACUGGAGACAAGGAAGAGAAACACAGAAAAUGA
Emys orbicularis (European pond turtle) is the source of this 1410-nucleotide messenger RNA. RefSeq names its product transcription factor AP-2 beta (gene TFAP2B). Bases 1 to 1410 code for a protein of 469 amino acids. NCBI's taxonomy places the organism in Eukaryota, Metazoa, Chordata, Testudines, Emydidae. Gene Ontology annotation, molecular function: RNA polymerase II transcription regulatory region sequence-specific DNA binding; DNA-binding transcription factor activity, RNA polymerase II-specific. Gene Ontology annotation, biological process: regulation of cell population proliferation; regulation of transcription by RNA polymerase II; anatomical structure development. Gene Ontology annotation, cellular component: nucleus. The record is from RefSeq and is a predicted model, not a curated record. The transcript has 8 exons.